ACUUCUUUGUUUUUUCACAGGUAAUUCUUGAUGUCCCAACUAUGGGAGGACAGCUUAUGCUUGUUGACAUGGCUGGUUCUGAAAAUAUUGAGCAAGCUGGUCAAAAUGGUUUGGAAGCCAAAAUGCAGACUGGAAAGAUCAACCAAGGAAAUAUAGCACUAAAGAGAGUGGUAGAGUCCAUUGCAAAUGGUGAUUCUCACGUGCCGUUCAGAGACAGCAAGUUGACUAUGCUUUUGCAGGAUUCAUUUGAGGAUGAUAAGUCGAAGAUUUUGAUGAUAUUGUGUGCUAGCCCGGAUCCCAAGGAGAUGCACAAGACGAUUUCUACUCUUGAAUACGGAGCAAAAGCAAAAUGCAUUGUUCGUGGUCCUCAUACACCACUCAAGGACAAGCAUGGCACGGAAGAUUCAUCAUCAGCAGUUAUUUUAGGAUCACGGAUCACAGCUAUGGACCAGUUCAUUUUCAAACUACAAAUGGAAAUUUACUGAUCCAAAGCUUGGAAAUUUACUGAUGCAGUGUAAUGAUGUGUAAUAUGCUUGGCUAUUCCAUUGCAUCUGCAUGUGCAAGCAAAUGACUUAAUCUAUUUUUUCUUUUUAUUUUUUGAUUGUGUUUGUUGUUUGAUUUUGGUUCAGACACAAUCAUGUAAUGUUUAUUUAGUCAAUAUAUUGAAGUAGCUGUAAAAUUUUAUUCAUA
This is a messenger RNA of Camellia sinensis, 690 nucleotides long. NCBI's taxonomy places the organism in Eukaryota, Viridiplantae, Streptophyta, Magnoliopsida, Ericales, Theaceae. The record is from RefSeq and is a predicted model, not a curated record.